AAGACACGGUUCAAAUUGGCAUUUGAGCAUUAUGUAUCUACAAACACAGUCGUCAAACUCAUUUAUCAGUUGUGGCAUUUCAGGCCUAUUAAACUGUUAUUCCCAACUUGCAGUGGUUACUUUCCCUGCGACUCGUUACCAUAGACUGUGUAUAAAAGGUCUCUGCCUCAGUGUUGCUAUUUCUCUGGAGGGAAAGUAAUGGUCAGUUUGAUUGUGUUGCUAUGCAACGAGUCAACCAAAACGGACGCGGAGGCUCUACAGGUUGCAGAAAUGUCUUCCAAUUUCUCAGCAAAUCAGUAUGACAGUGCCUUCAAGUCGCAGAGGCUGCAGAACUGGUGUGAGAAUAAGCAGUUCAAAGAGAGACCCACUGCACAGGAGGGUCACACCACCUUCAUUGCCAAUGAUAGAGGACAUCUGCUCCCAGGAGUGGUUAAGAGUGGCAGUGCAUGGCCAGACUUCAAAGGGACCUGGGAUCUACCUGCUCGAAUCCCAGCCUACCGCAUCAACCCUACAGGCCGCUCUGUGGAGGGUCUCAACAGGCUGAAGUCCUGGGGCUUUGACCCACAGCGCACUGGAAUGUCUCAGCCACACAGCUGCAGCAAAAACUCAGAUAAGCUGCAGGAUGUAGGCAAACAGGUUAGAACCAAGAUUAGUGGGGAUGUACAGCAGGACCGUGCUGUCUCAUUCACCACAGCUGAGUCCCGACCAGCAUCUCAGAACUGCCCCAUCACUGGAUGCGAGUCAACUGCCAGCCAAAACCAGGACUCGCAAGCAGCUGAGGCUGGUUCAGUGGAUCAGUCCGCUGAAGACAAACAAGCUACUCAGGCUACUGGGAAAGACAGGCCAUUGAGCCAGCACUCUGCGGCUGAAGAGAAGCCAGCUUUGAGGCCUGAUGCUGAAGAGGGAACCAACAGCAGGUCCAAAGCCGGCAAGGGGAGACCAGUGAGUAAUGUAUCAGAGAAAGCAGCCAGCCAGGAAGCACCAUCAUUCUCCCAGCAGAGACACAGAGAUGUACAGGAAGACCAGUGAAUUUUAUUUAAUUCUCUGGUGGAUGAAGACAAUACCUACAAAAAUAAAUGUAUUUUAACUCUACAUGUUUGACUUAU
Molecule: messenger RNA, 1106 nt
Organism: Xiphias gladius (swordfish)
Lineage: Eukaryota; Metazoa; Chordata; Actinopteri; Istiophoriformes; Xiphiidae
Gene: cfap126
Product: cilia and flagella associated protein 126
Exons: 5
Coding region: 199-1029 (276 amino acids)
Biological process (GO): cilium organization
Cellular component (GO): ciliary basal body
Source: RefSeq, a predicted model, not a curated record